Echinops telfairi (small Madagascar hedgehog) is the source of this 3612-nucleotide messenger RNA. It is a transcript of the gene GUCY2C, whose product is annotated as guanylate cyclase 2C. The transcript is spliced from 27 exons. NCBI's taxonomy places the organism in Eukaryota, Metazoa, Chordata, Mammalia, Afrosoricida, Tenrecidae. Gene Ontology annotation, biological process: intracellular signal transduction; cGMP biosynthetic process; receptor guanylyl cyclase signaling pathway. Gene Ontology annotation, molecular function: peptide receptor activity; guanylate cyclase activity; ATP binding. The coding region runs from base 1 to 3183 and encodes 1060 amino acids. The record is from RefSeq and is a predicted model, not a curated record.
AUGAAGACGCCGCUGUGGGACUUGGCUUUGUGGUACCUCCUCCUCCAGCCCCGGCUGGUGUUCGUGUCGUCGCAGGUGAUUCGGAACUGCGACAAGGGUGGCUAUGAGAUCAGCGUCCUAAUGAUGAACAACUCCGCCUUCACAGAGCCCCUGGAACGCAUCGAAGAAGUAGUGCAUAAUGGAUUGGACGUCGUGCGAGAGCGUCUGAGACAUGCAGGUUUCAAUGUGACCGUGAAAGCGAGUUUUAUCUAUGCAGAUAACUGGAUUUACACGUCAAGCGACUGCCGGAGUAGCACCUGUGAAGGCCUGGAUCUCCUCAGGCAAUUUUCAGGAGACAAACACAUGGGUUGUGUUCUCAUGGGGCCCUCGUGUACAUAUUCCACCUUCCAGAUGUACCUUGACACAGACUUGAACUACCCAAUGAUUUCAGCCGGGAGUUUUGGAUUAUCCUGUGACUACAAAGAAACAUUAACCAGGCUGAUGUCUCCAGCUCGGAAGCUGAUGUACUUUUUGGUUAAUUUUUGGAAGAACGAAUCUUUGCCAUUCAAGACAUCUUCCUGGAAAACCGCAUAUGUUUAUAAGAACACCACGGACACUGAAGACUGCUUCUGGUACCUCAAUGCUCUUGAGGCUGGAGUUUCUUAUUUUUCUCAGGAAUUGGACUUCAAGGAAGUGUUGAGACGAGAUGAGCAGUUUCAGGAUAUGUUAAAGGAUUCGAAUAGGAAAAGCAAUGUGUUUGUCAUGUGUGGCACACCAAAUACAGUCAGUUCCCUCCUAAGCAACCUGCCCGUGGCUGAAGACACUGUCAUCAUUCUGGUGGAUCUAUUCAAAUUAUUGAAAAAUUUUAUUCCCCUUUUACUCUUUAAUGAAAACAUUAGACUGCAAGCAAAUAAUGACUUUCUUCUUGCCUACUUGGAUGGAGUCUUGCUCUUUGGACACAUGCUGAAAAUAUUUCUUGAAACUGAAGAAAGCAUGACUACCCCUUCAUUUGCUCAUGCUUUUAGGAACCUCACAUUUCCAGGAGCCCUGGGUCCUGUGACUUUGGAUGAUUGUGGUGAUAUUGACAAACCCAUGGUGCUUCUGUACACCUCUGUGGACACCAACAAAUACAAGGUGCUUUUGACCUAUGUUGCCAAUAAUACGCAGUCAGUGGAUGCCAGCCCGACAUUCAUCUGGAAGGACCAUAAACUCCCAAACGACGUUCCAAAUCUGGGCCCUCACAUCCUGAUGAUUGCAGUCUUCACCCUCACAGGCACUGUGAUCGUGCUCCUGGGCAUUGCUCUCCUGGUGCUGAGGAAGUACAAAAAAGACCACGAACUUCGCCAGAAAAAAUGGUCCCACAUUCCUCCUGAAAAGAUCAUGCCUCUGGAGACCAAUGAGACCAAUCAUGUUAGUCUGAAGAUUGAGGAGGACAAGAGACGAGAUACAAUCCAGAGACUUCGACAGUGUAAAUACGACAAAAAGAGAGUGAUUCUAAAAGACUUCAAGCACAACGAUGGCAAUUUCAAUGAGAGGCAGAAGAUAGAGCUGAAUAAGUUGCUUCAGAUUGACUAUUACAACCUGACCAAGUUCUACGGCACAGUGAAGCUUGAGGCUACGAUCUUUGGGGUGAUCGAAUACUGUGAGAGAGGAUCCCUCCGGGAAGUUUUAAAUGACACAAUUUCCUACCCCGAUGGUACAUUCAUGGAUUGGGAAUUCAAGAUAUCUGUUUUGUACGACAUCGCUAAGGGGAUGUCGUAUCUGCACUCCAGUAAGACAGAAGUCCACGGCCGCCUGAAGUCCACUAACUGUGUGGUGGACAGCCGGAUGGUGGUAAAGAUCACUGAUUUUGGCUGCAAUUCCAUUUUACCUCCGACCAAAGACUUGUGGACGGCUCCAGAACAACUUCGCCAAGCCAACGUCUCUCAGAAAGGAGAUGUGUACAGCUAUGGGAUCAUCGCUCAGGAGAUCAUCCUCCGGAGAGAAACCUUCUACACGCUCAGCUGCCGAGACCAGAAUGAGAAGAUUUUCAGAGUGGAGCAUUCCAAAGGAGUGAAGCCCUUCCGCCCAGAUCUGUUCCUGGAAACUGCCGAGGAAAAGGAGCUGGAAGUAUAUCUACUUGUAAAAAGCUGCUGGGAGGAAGAUCCAGAAAAAAGACCAGAUUUCAAGAAAAUUGAAACUACACUGGCCAAGAUAUUUGGCCUAUUUCAUGACCAAAAAAAUGAGAGUUAUAUGGACACCUUGAUCCGGCGUCUGCAGCUAUAUUCUCGAAACCUGGAACAUCUGGUAGAGGAAAGGACACAGCUCUACAAGGCCGAGAGGGACAGAGCCGACAGACUGAACUUUAUGUUGCUUCCAAGGCCAGUAGUGAAGUCGCUAAAGGAGAAAGGCAUUGUGGAGCCCGAGCUGUAUGAGGAAGUCACGAUCUAUUUCAGUGACAUUGUAGGAUUUACUACAAUCUGCAAAUACAGCACCCCCAUGGAAGUGGUGGACAUGCUCAAUGACAUCUAUAAGAGCUUUGACCACAUCCUUGAUCAUCACGAUGUCUACAAGGUGGAGACCAUUGGUGAUGCCUAUAUGGUAGCCAGUGGUUUGCCAAAGAGAAAUGGCAACCGACAUGCGAUAGACAUUGCCAAGAUGGCCUUGGAUAUCCUCAGCUUCAUGGGGACCUUCCAGCUGGAGCAUCUUCCUGGCCUUCCGAUAUGGAUCCGCAUUGGCGUGCACUCUGGCCCCUGUGCAGCCGGAGUGGUGGGGAUCAAGAUGCCUCGUUACUGCCUCUUUGGAGACACCGUCAACACAGCCUCCAGGAUGGAGUCCACAGGCCUUCCCCUGAGGAUUCAUGUGAGCGGCUCCACAAUCGCCAUCUUGAAGAGAACCGAGUGCCAGUUCCUGUAUGAAGUGAGAGGAGAAACCUACUUAAAGCUCCGCCCAAUCGUUCAGUGGGAGUUAGAGAAAAGAGAUCAGAAGCGACAAACUAAGCAAAUUCACUUCACCACACUAGCACAGGGUAUGCAAUUAGUGAGGAUUGGGGAGAAUCAACAACGCUUGCAAGCAGAAUUCUCAGACAUGCUUGCCAACUCUUUGCAGAAAAGACAGGCUGCCGGGAUGAGAAACCGAAAACCAACUCGCAUAGCCAGCUACAAAAAAGGCACUCUGGAAUACUUGCAACUGGAUAGCACAGGCAAGGAGAACACCUAUUUUUAAAGAAGACCCACGAACUCGGGCCAGUAAAAUCCAGUCUCCCGUGUCCUGGAAAGCCUGUACUUUUCUGGGACGUCCCUGAAAGAGAAAAAGACUUAGAUGCAUUCUCCUUUGCAAUGGCUGGAACACAAACUGUCUUCCACGAAUCAAAUGUGAGCUCUCAAUAUAAAAACUACCUUCUGCUCCAGGGACCUCCCAUCUGCAUAAAAGGAGCAAUGGAAUGAAUAUACUACCUAGAACUUCAGGAGAUUUUGUUCUUAUUUCAUUUAUGCUUUGUUUACUAACCUUCCCUCCCCCCCUAUUUUCAUGAAAGGUUUUUUUUUUAAUUGCCCCAAUUAUAUUUUAAAUACCUUAUGGCCAUGAAAUUAUAUUUAACUCAUAAUUUUUGGAGAGAAUAUGUUAUAUUUUAGACAGGAAUAAAAGUUAAAAGUG